This is a messenger RNA of Eubalaena glacialis (North Atlantic right whale), 2124 nucleotides long. RefSeq names its product protein inhibitor of activated STAT 2 (gene PIAS2). Bases 161 to 2029 code for a protein of 622 amino acids. Lineage: Eukaryota; Metazoa; Chordata; Mammalia; Artiodactyla; Balaenidae. The record is from RefSeq and is a predicted model, not a curated record. Gene Ontology annotation, biological process: protein sumoylation; regulation of transcription by RNA polymerase II. The transcript has 14 exons. Gene Ontology annotation, molecular function: zinc ion binding; SUMO ligase activity; transcription coregulator activity.
GAGGCAGCGGCGGCGGCGGUGGCCGCGGCGUCUUUAGCGGCUCCCAGUGCAGGAUGGUGCUGGAGGCGGCGGCGGCGGCCGUUGUGGCGGCGGUGUCGUUGGCGGCAGCGGGAGGGGGUGCUGUGGCGGCAGCGGCGGCGGCGCCCGCGGGUGGUAUAAAAUGGCGGAUUUCGAGGAGUUGAGGAAUAUGGUUUCUAGUUUUAGGGUUUCUGAACUACAAGUGUUACUAGGCUUUGCUGGAAGGAAUAAAAGUGGACGCAAGCAUGACCUCCUGAUGAGGGCGCUGCAUUUAUUGAAGAGCGGCUGCAGCCCUGCGGUUCAGAUUAAAAUCCGAGAAUUGUAUCGACGCCGAUACCCACGGACUCUUGAAGGCCUUUCUGAUUUAUCCACAAUCAAAUCAUCGGUUUUCAGUUUGGAUGGUAGCUCCUCACCUGUAGAACCUGACUUGGCUGUGGCUGGAAUCCACUCGUUGCCUUCCACUUCAGUUACACCUCGCUCGCCGUCCUCUCCUGUUGGUUCUGUGCUGCUUCAAGAUACUAAACCCACGUUUGAGAUGCAGCAGCCAUCUCCCCCAAUCCCUCCUGUUCAUCCUGAUGUGCAGUUAAAAAACUUACCCUUUUAUGAUGUCCUUGAUGUUCUCAUCAAGCCCACGAGUUUAGUUCAAAGCAGUAUUCAGCGGUUUCAAGAGAAGUUUUUUAUUUUUGCUCUGACGCCUCAACAAGUUAGAGAGAUAUGCAUAUCCAGGGAUUUUUUGCCAGGUGGUAGGAGAGAUUAUACAGUCCAGGUUCAGUUGAGACUUUGCCUGGCAGAGACGAGUUGCCCUCAAGAGGAUAACUAUCCCAAUAGUCUCUGUAUAAAAGUAAAUGGGAAGCUGUUUCCUUUGCCUGGCUAUGCACCACCACCUAAAAAUGGGAUUGAACAGAAGCGCCCUGGACGCCCUUUGAAUAUUACAUCUUUAGUUAGAUUAUCCUCAGCUGUGCCAAAUCAGAUUUCCAUUUCUUGGGCGUCAGAAAUUGGAAAGAAUUACUCCAUGUCUGUAUAUCUUGUACGACAGCUCACAUCAGCCAUGUUAUUACAGAGAUUAAAAAUGAAAGGUAUUAGAAACCCUGAUCAUUCCAGAGCACUAAUUAAAGAAAAACUUACUGCGGAUCCUGAUAGUGAAAUUGCUACCACUAGCCUUCGGGUGUCCUUGAUGUGCCCUUUAGGAAAAAUGAGGCUGACAAUCCCAUGCCGUGCAGUGACUUGUACACAUCUACAGUGCUUUGAUGCUGCCCUUUAUCUGCAAAUGAAUGAGAAGAAGCCCACCUGGAUUUGUCCUGUGUGUGACAAAAAAGCUGCCUAUGAAAGUCUAAUUUUAGAUGGGCUUUUUAUGGAAAUUCUCAAUGACUGUUCUGAUGUGGAUGAGAUCAAAUUCCAAGAAGAUGGUUCUUGGUGCCCAAUGAGACCGAAGAAAGAAGCUAUGAAAGUAUCCAGCCAACCAUGUACAAAAAUAGAAACUGCAGGUGUCCUCAGUAAGCCUUGUUCAGUGACUGUAGCCAAUGAGGCAAGCAAGAAGAAAGUGGAUGUCAUUGACCUAACAAUAGAAAGCUCUUCUGAUGAAGAGGAAGAUCCUCCUGCCAAAAGGAAAUGCAUCUUUAUGUCAGAAACACAAAGCAGCCCAACCAAAGGGGUUCUCAUGUAUCAGCCAUCUUCUGUAAGGGUGCCCAGUGUGACUUCGGUUGAUCCUGCUGCUAUUCCGCCUUCAUUAACAGACUACUCAGUACCAUUCCACCACACGCCAAUAUCAAGCAUGUCAUCAGAUUUGCCAGGUUUGGAUUUUCUUUCCCUUAUUCCAGUUGAUCCCCAGCAGUACUGUCCUCCUAUGUUUUUGGAUAGUCUCACCUCACCCUUAACAGCAAGCAGUACGUCUGUCACCACCACCAGCCCCCAUGAAAGCAGUACUCAUGUUAGUUCAUCCAGCAGCAGGAGUGAGACAGGGGUCAUAACCAGCAGUGGAAGUAACAUUCCUGACAUCAUCUCAUUGGACUAAAGGAGGACUCACUCGAUUCUAGGAAUCAUUCAUUAAAACUGCUCUUUCUUGGAUCUCUGGUCCGUGGAAGCUAUUUUUUUGGUAACGAUUACUUU